UUGAGCGAGUGCUAGCUGUUUCCCAUUUCACGUUUACACUGGACAACGUUGUUCUCAACCUGCUUUCUCGCUUUACUUUACCCUGGUACUUUAUCGAAAAUUGUGUCUGUCGUUUUGAAAUAUGGAUCAAAGCAGGACCACAGGUGACAAAAAAGCUCGAACUUUUGACUUUAUGUCAAUGUUUGAAGAAACCAGGAAAAAUGCAGUGGAGCGAAGCAAGAAAACUUUAGAAGAAAGAGAAAACUCCCAAGGCCAAUCUAGUCCAACUGCAAAGAAAGCACAUGGUGAAUCUACUCCAAGUGAAAAGGAUAUUAAAAGUGUUUCAGAUUUGAUAGGACCUCCUGUACCCAGUUCUACCAGCAAAAAUGAUGAAGAAGAUUUGAUAGGACCUCCUCUACCACCAUCAUUUUUGACUUCGAACAGGGAUGACACAACAAAAAAGAAAAACAAAGAAAGUAAUGAUGAUGAGGAGGAGGAGGAGGACUCUGAGGAGGAGGAAGAAGAAGCAUUAGAAAAAAGAAUACCAGCCUCACAUGAGAUAACAUUAGAGCAUGGGAGUAAAACAGUGUCAGCUUUGGGUCUAGAUCCCUCUGGAGCCAGACUAGUCACUGGGGGUUUUGACUAUGAUGUCAAAUUCUGGGAUUUCUCGGGAAUGGACUCUUCACUUCAGUCGUUUAGAAUGAUCAGGCCAUGUGAAAGCCACCAGAUCAAAGCCCUGGAGUACAGCACCACUGGUGACAUGAUCCUUGUGGUGUCAGGGAGUGCACAAGCCAAGCUCAUUGACAGAGAUGGAUUUGAAGUAAUGGAGUGCCCCAAGGGAGAUCAGUACUUGGUGGACAUGGCCAGCACAAGAGGACAUACUGCUAUGUUGAAUUGCGGUUGCUGGAAUCCAAAGAUAAAAGAAGAGUUUAUGACAUGUUCUUAUGAUGGCUCAGUCAGAUUAUGGGACAUAAAUAAUGACAAAAAGCACAAGAACAUCAUCAAGCCAAGGUCACAAGUUGGUCGAAAAGUUGUCCCCACAUGUUGUGCAUAUAGUCCAGAUGGCAAACUUAUUGCUGCUGCGUGCCAGGAUGGCUCCAUUCAGAUGUGGGAUUAUAAAAAAUACAUUGUCAAUGUGGCAUUAAUGAAUAGGACAGCUCACCAGAAUGGGACAGACACAUCAUGCAUAAGAUUCUCGUAUGAUGGGAGGGUACUGGCAACCAGAGGAGGUGAUGACACUCUUAAACUAUGGGACAUCAGGAAUUUUAAAAAACCACUUGUAGUGGCUAAUGAUUUGUUCAACUUAUUUCCUAUGACUGACUGCAUCUUCAGUCCAGAUGAUAAAAUGGUGGUGACAGGAAUAUCACUGAAUAAAAAUGAAACUACUGGAAAACUGAUUUUCUUUGAAAGAGAAACACUACAGAGGGUCACAGAAAUGGAAAUAUCAAAUUCUAAUGUAGUAAGGUGUUUAUGGCAUCCUAAGCUGAACCAGAUAGUGGUUGGGUCAGGUGAUGGAAAAGUCAAAAUGUUAUAUGACCCAGAUCGCAGUCAAAGGGGAGCUAAACUUUGUGUUGUGAAAACUAAGAGGAAAGUUCAGCAAGUGGAAGCAAUGACAGCACAACGAAUAAUCACUCCCUAUGCAUUGCCAAUGUUCAAGGAGGAAAGGCAGAAGAGUACAAAGAAAAUAACAGAGAAAUCACGACAGGAUCCAGUCAAGUCCAGGCGCCCAGAUCUGCCAAUAACAGGACCUGGUUCUGGAGGCCGUCUUGCAGCUCAUGGUUCAACAUUGUCUCAGUAUGUAGCUCAACAAAUAGUCAUCAGGAAACAUGAUGAGAGAGACAAGGACCCGAGGGCGGCCAUUUUGAGGCAUGCGGAGGAUGCAGAGAAAAAUCCUUAUUGGGUCACUCCAGCAUAUUCUCAGUCUCAGCCACAAAACAUACUCCACCAUGCAGUUGAGGAUGAAGAAGAACCAGAGGAAGAGGGACCAAUGUGGAAAAAACCAAAGACAAAAUGAAAAAACAAAUCCAACAGCUUUUUCAAUACAUUUAGAAGGGCAGUCAAACACCAUAAAGUUGUUUACAGGUUUUAUGAUGUAUGGAGAUAAAGCAUUAAACAAGAACAUGUAAACAUGUCCACAGACUUGUCUAAAAGAAUGGUUUUUUGAUGAACAGAAUUCAUUGUGUUGUUCCAGCUCUUGGAAUUUAUUAAAUCUGUGGACUUAUGAGUAGCAGUGAAAUAUAAAAAUUACCAGUUAUACACCAUGUUUCAAAAACAAGAAAGCUAGCCCGGUUUAUAGUGAGUCACCGCUUGGCUAACCACCUUAUUUAUUUUGUAUGGUUUAAGUUUUCAUUUUCCUGCAAAGGUAUAUUAAGAAAUGAGACAAGAGAAAUAUUUGUGACAGCAAAAAUAAACUUCUAUCAGGUUAUUGAAAAAAAAAAUUUUUUCAAAUCAAAAUGAAGAGAUAAGCCAGUGCACUUAAAAAAUUGUAAAAUUAAAAUGUUAUUUUAUCAGACAUUGGUGCAUCUCAACAUGAAUAAGUGUUGAAUAUCAUACAUAUUCAUUUAAAAAUCUCAAAGAACUUUUUUGUAAGUUAAUGCAUCAAGUAUUAGUCAGUAUUUGGAGUCACACGUUACCAGGUGAUGUGUGAAUGUUGAUGUAGAUGAUGCAAAUGUUUUGGAUGAUAUUUUUAUAAUCAAUAAAUUUGUACAGCAAAGUUUAAUUAAUUACUCAGUGAUAUUCUUCGGGUCUUUUUUCCCUCUAGGCAAAUUAAAUUUUUUUAAUGUCUUCUCUUUUCAUAAAAUACAACUUCUUUGAGCUAUGAAUUAUAGAAAUAGAAAUGAGAUAAAAAUGUCAUAACACAAGGUUCAAGAUAUCAUUAUAUUUCAUAUGCAGUUUAUACAUACA
Messenger RNA from Lingula anatina, 2883 nucleotides. RefSeq names its product WD repeat-containing protein 70-like. Gene Ontology annotation, cellular component: site of double-strand break; nucleus. Gene Ontology annotation, molecular function: protein binding. The record is from RefSeq and is a predicted model, not a curated record. NCBI's taxonomy places the organism in Eukaryota, Metazoa, Brachiopoda, Lingulata, Lingulida, Lingulidae.